AUGUACCCGGAGGCCACCCUCAACCAGUCGCUGGCGCUGCUCAACUUCCGCCGGCCGACGGCCACAUACAUCUUCAAUCGGUACCACUUCAGGCGCCCGGCCAGUACGUACGCUUUGCUCAGGUACCCAUUUGAUCCGUACGACCGGCUCUGGCAGGCCUAUGGCGCCAUUGAUGCAUGGACCAACAUUACAAGACCCGUCGACGUCUCCAACAUCAGCAGCUUCCAUACGUUACCCAUGAUACUGUGGAGUGCCGCCACUCCAGUGAAUGGAACCCAGAUCGACUUCGCAUGGAGCUCGGAUUCCUCCAUAAACAAUGACAACACAUCAUACCUCCUGUUGCUGUACUUCGAAGAGGUGCAGAGGUUGCCAAGCAAUGCAGUGAGGCGGUUUGAUAUCCUUGUCGACAACUCUACAUGGAACGGUAGCCAGCGCUACAGCCCGAAGUACCUUUCUUCCGAGCUUGUGAAGAGGAUGGUGCUGGGGUCAAGGCAACACACUGUGUCGCUGGUUGCCACACCAGAUGCGACUCUUCCACCAAUCCUGAAUGCAUUCGAGAUAUAUUCAGUCCUGCCAAUGACUGAGCUCGCAACGAAUGGUGCAGAUGCCAAGGCCAUGAUGGCAAUUCGCACGAAAUAUGCAUUGAAGAAAAAUUGGAUGGGUGACCCUUGUGCACCUAAAGCAUUUGCUUGGGACGGACUGAACUGCAGUAAUUUUUCAUCUGGCCCUGCAUGGAUCACAGCUCUGCGCUUGUCAUCUAGUGGGUUGAGUGGUGGAAUCGAUGCUUCAUUCGGAAAUCUGAAAUCCCUCCAAUGGCUGGACCUGUCCAAUAACAGUUUAUCUGGUCCAGUACCUGAUUUUCUAGUGCAAAUGCCAUCGCUCACAUUCCUUGAUUUGUCAAGCAACAAACUCAGUGGACCGGUUCCAGCUGUUCUACUACAAAAACAUCAAAAUGGAUCUCUUGUCUUAAGGAUUGGUAACAAUGCAAAUAUAUGUGAUAAUGGUGCUUCUACCUGUGAACCGGAGAACAAGAAUGGCAAGAGAAUACUUGCCAUCGCAAUAGUUGUCCCAAUAGCAGUAGCGACACUACUAUUUGUGGCAGCACUAAUCCUUCAUAGACUGAAACAUAAACAAGGUAACAUUCCGUACACAAAACCACAAAAUCUGUAUUCACUGAAGGUUAUUCAUAUAAGAUGUGGUUUGGCACUAGUUACAUGGACAGCAAACAACUCAAGGCUUCCUAGCCCUCAAGAAAGGUCGACUGCGUUUGGAAACAGACAGUUCACUUACAAAGAGUUAAAGCGCAUGACAGCUAACUUCAAAGAAGAAAUAGGGCGAGGAGGAUUUGGUGCUGUAUUCCUAGGGUAUUUGGAGAAUGGAAGUCCGGCUCAACACUUGACUAGAGUUCAUCACAGAAACCUUGUUUCCUUGAUUGGGUAUUGCAAAGACAAGAAACAUCUAGCCCUUGUCUAUGAAUAUAUGCAAGGUGGAAACCUAGAGAACCGUCUAAGAGGCCAGGUGUCUGCUAUUACACCCCUCACUUGGCAUCAACGUCUGAAGAUUGCUCUAGACUCUGCCCAUGGAUUGGAGUAUCUACAUAAGGCAUGCCAACCACCACUGAUCCAUAGGGAUGUGAAGACGACAAAUAUUCUGCUGUCUGCUGAUCUAGAGGCCAAGAUAUCAGACUUCGGGCUCACGAAGGUGUUUGCCAAUGAUUUCGAUACCCACAUCACAACCCAACCAGCAGGUACCCUAGGCUAUCUGGACCCUGAAUACUAUAACACAUCCAGGCUCAGUGAGAAGAGUGAUGUGUACAGUUUUGGAGUUGUGCUACUUGAGCUCAUCACAGGCCAGCCACCAGCAGUCACCAUCACUAGCACCGAUAGCAUCCACAUUGCACUUUGGGUGCGUCAGAAGCUCUCGAUGGGUAAUAUCGAGAGCAUUGUUGACCCGAGGAUGGAAGGAGAGUAUGAUGUCAACUCUGUCUGGAAAGUUGCAGAAUUGGCUCUGCAGUGCAAAGAGCAGCCAUCGCGGGAACGACCAACAAUGACUCAUGUUGUGAUGGAGCUCAAGGAGACCUUAGAGCUGGAUGCCCUGCAUGCAAUGGGAUAUUACAGCUCAGUGCCGAGCAGCACAGUCAAUCUCAGUGCAACUAGUGUUGACUUGCAGAGUGAUGCACAAGCAAGUGAAGCAAGACAGGAAACUAUGCUUGAGUUGGAACAGGUCGGCAAUAUAUCAGAAACUCAAAUAGGUCCUGUGCCACGAUGA
This is a messenger RNA of Miscanthus lutarioriparius, 2268 nucleotides long. The record is from the annotation of a GenBank genome assembly. NCBI's taxonomy places the organism in Eukaryota, Viridiplantae, Streptophyta, Magnoliopsida, Poales, Poaceae.